Molecule: messenger RNA, 1268 nt
Organism: Moneuplotes crassus
Lineage: Eukaryota; Ciliophora; Spirotrichea; Euplotida; Euplotidae
Source: the annotation of a GenBank genome assembly
UAAUUGACUUUAUGGAUUCAUCAAAGAGCAUUAACUCGAACUCUAGUGACUUCUCCACAUCAAUUGGAGACUUCAAACUUGAAAAAGAAAUAGGAGAAGGAGCAUUCUCUAAAGUAAUGCUGGCUACUAAUGAAAUCAGUUCAAAGGAAUGAGCAAUUAAGUUUAUCAAAGCUGACGAAAGCAUUAGUGAGAAGAAUCUGAAAUCCUUCUUUAAAAAUGAAGUAAAAGUACUGAAGAAGUGAGACCAUCCUAAUAUCUGCAAAAUACUUGGGUAUUCUUACAGAGAUUCUGUUCCUGGAAAAGAGAAUUACUGAGUUAGUUAUAUUGCUUUAGAGUACAUGAAGAACGGUACUCUAUUUGAUAUUCUCGAAAAUGGAGCUCUUGAAGCGAAGUAUACCAGAGUCUUGUUCAAGCAGGUUCUCUCUGCUAUUGAAUACCUCCACAAAUUAGGCUAUUCUCACAGAGACAUCAAACUAGACAAUAUCUUAGUCAGUUCAAAUUAUGACUUAAAGCUUGCUGAUUUCGGAUUGGCUUCGAAAUCUAAGAAAAGUUCGACAGUAAAGGGUACCCUUUACUAUAUGGCUCCAGAGGUUGUUGCUGAAAAAGAAUAUAAUACUAAUGAUUCUGAUCUGUAUGCAAUAGCAAUAGUUUUAUUUUCGAUGUUAACUCAUAGUAUGCCAUUCAAUGUUGCUAGCAAGAAAUGUCCGCUUUACAGAAAAAUCAUGACCGAUGACUGGGCCUCUUUCUGGAAGACACAUUCAUCUUCGAAACUUAUCGAUAACGAUUUCAAAGAUCUUUUCGCAAAGAUGGUUGACCCAAACCUAGAGUUGAGGCUUAGCAUUUCUGAAAUCUUGGAUCAUCCAUGGAUGAAAGGCGAAACUGCAACAAAGGAGGAGGUUGUAAAACAUUUGAAAACAAGAAUUCAAAGUGAAGUAAAUCUGACGAAAACACAAAAUAAAGAGGAAAGCACAAAUAUGGCUGAGCGUACAGGGUAUUUCAACAUUAGAAGUGCAGGGAAAUUGAUGAAGUAUCUUGAGGAAUUUGCUAAAAAUGAGAAACUGAAUUAUAAAACCUGCCCAAAUUAUUACAGAAUGAUUGCUGAAAUCGGGAAAAAGCCUAAAGACCUCGUCCUCCAGAUGAACAUCUUGAAGAGACACGAAAGCUAUCAGAGAUGUGUAGAACUAAUCUUGAUCAACGGAAAAAAGAAGGACUUCCUAAACUUCAAAUCUAAGGUAGAGGAGUUUAUUGCUAGUCGACAAAAUAAUUAA